Cyphellophora europaea CBS 101466 is the source of this 696-nucleotide messenger RNA. RefSeq lists its product as uncharacterized. The coding region runs from base 1 to 696 and encodes 231 amino acids. Lineage: Eukaryota; Fungi; Ascomycota; Eurotiomycetes; Chaetothyriales; Cyphellophoraceae. The transcript has a single exon. The record is from RefSeq and is a predicted model, not a curated record.
AUGUAUCUGGACACAUACGAACAACUUGCGCAGAGGCUGCAUCAAUCAGAGCAAGUCUACGACCUUACAAUGAUCAAGCUCAAUCCAUUCAAUCUGAUGAGUCAAGGCUUAGAACUUCGAUCAGAAAACGUUGCUGCGGACGUGGCGUGUGAUCCACUCCUCUGCACGCAGCUCACCAUUGUUCCGAGUCAGGUCUUCGGACUGCCUAUGACAUCGAAUGCUACUUCUGGAGCAGCUGACGAAACCGUCGAGCAACACGUCGCCUCUUCGGAAACCACGCAGCCCGAGCGCCCUGAUGUCCAAUCGUCGUACGAAACGCAACAGUGCUUGACACAGAAUCAAGAAUCUUCAGACAAAAGGAGGUGUGCCAACGUUGACUCCUUCAACGGUUCUAGGGCUGCAAAAGGGAGACACCGCACCCGUUCAAGGUCAACUCUUGCCGUGGAGUUCUUUAUCUGUGGUUAUUCCGGCUGCAUCGAUCGUCGUACAGGCCAGCAAAAACGAUUCCGACGUCAGGAGCACCGCAAGCGUCAUGAGCGAACGGUUCAUGAAAGAGAUAGCUGUGCCCUGUAUAGGUGUCAGGUCCGGGGAUGUCGGAGUAAAGCUUUCACGCGCAAAGACAACUGCAAGAGCCAUAUGAACACAGUGCACGGGGUGAGCUUUUCCCAGGCGGACGGUCGCUCGACAAGUACAUAA